Closterium sp. NIES-67 is the source of this 542-nucleotide messenger RNA. NCBI's taxonomy places the organism in Eukaryota, Viridiplantae, Streptophyta, Zygnematophyceae, Desmidiales, Closteriaceae. The record is from the annotation of a GenBank genome assembly.
CCAUUUCGGCCUAUGCCGAUGACGCAACCAAGAUUACCCGCAUGCAAGGCCGCCUCCGUGACCGCGCUGCAUGGUGGUCCGCCUGGACUUACUCGCGUUCCUGAUUUGGUGCAAGAAGGCGAUUGGCUAUUCACCAUCGAUCUCAAAUCUGGGUACCACCACGUCGACAUUCACCCCGCCUUUUGGCGGUUUCUCGGAUUCUCCCUGCAAGGGCAGGCUUACCAAUUCCUCUCCUUGCCUUUCGGGCUGGCUACAGCGCCAUUUGUGUUUACCCAGUUAAUUAAGCAACUCUCCAAACGCUGGCGUAGCCGUGGCAUCCGGCUUAUUCCAUACGUCGAUGAUAUCCUAUUCAUUAGUGCCACUCGAACGGAGGCACUUCACAACCGCUCUAUAAUCAUCGCCGACCUUGCAGCCGCGGGCUUCGUAGUGAAUUUAAAAAAAUCACAACUCACGCCGGCACAAUCUUUGAAGUUCUUGGGCCUCUUGCUGGACACGCGCACCACCACAUUCUCUUGACCGUUAUGCCUUUAGCGGUGCCGGUC